AUGGCGGAGGUUGACAUCGGAAAACAUUGCUCUGUAAAGACUUGCAAACAACUCGAUUUUUUGCCGUUUCAGUGUAGUGCCUGUUCAGGAAUUUUCUGUUUGGAUCAUAGGAGCUUGGAUAAUCACAACUGUUCCCAGGUAAACAUAACGCAUGAGUACAACCCACUAGACGCACCAACAAGCUAUGGCUGUUGCUUUAGUGAAUGCAAGGAGAGAGAACUUAUACCGGUCUGCUGUGAGCAUUGCCGACAGAAUUUCUGUCUCAGCCAUCGACAUCAACAAGAUCAUGAGUGUGCUAAGCUGGAAGAGAGGACACCCAGAAUGGCUAAAACGGCACAACUUGUGGAGAAAAUACAAGAAAGCUACAAAGCUAAGGAAGCAGUUUCUACGAAGAGGAAGGUUGGAGCCAAGUCACAGAAGACGGCAGCUAAAGUUGCCUUGAUGAAGAUGAAGAUGAAAGCAUUGGGAGACAAGGGCAUUCCUCAGACUGAGAGACUUUACUUCAAGGUUGUUCUUCCUCACGAUGAGACGUCGGAACUUGCGAGUCAGGCGAUGUUCUUCUCCUCAGUGUGGAGUAUAGGCAGAGCGAUAGAUAAAGUAGCUACCACUGUUAAACUCAGAAAUGAGAACAACAUUGCAACAGCCAAGAAAUUAAGGCUAUUCCAUCCAGAAACGGGGGAAGUUCUUGCGAUGGAAACCACGUUGAACACCCUGUUAGAGGGUGAGAACCCCCUCUAUAAUGGGGGAGCCAUCAUUUUAGAAUAUGUUCCGGAUUCCUGCACUGUAUUGGAGAACAUUGACGACUACUUAUAACAAGGACAAAUUUCCUUCCUCCUGGAUGAUGUGCAAUGACCCCCUAAAGACCCAUAAACGAGUGAUGUCAUAGUCUACUGUUUAAUCUUGAUGGUGCUGUUGUAGGAAUCGUACGUACUCCCUAGCUUGUGGUAAACAUUGAUGCAUUGGUCGCUGGAUGAUUGAUCACUGAUUAGGAAGGACUAAUCACACCAACUGAAAUAAAAAGACUGAUUCAUUUGGAGAGAUCAAAUCGGUUUGUGUAAACAGCUGGAUUCCAUUUUGUCAAUAUCCUCGGUGUCAAAUGGGUAGACCCGAAUGUAUGGCCAGUCCUCUGCCGUAGUAGACUGGAAUCCCGGAACGCUCGGACAAACAUUGAGUCGAAUAUUAUGACAAACAAAAGUAGUUGAAACAUAUUAAUAUUUUAAAAUAUUUUUAAAAUAUUUUUUUUAUGCAAGUCGCCAG
This is a messenger RNA of Asterias rubens (European starfish), 1257 nucleotides long. Its product is annotated as AN1-type zinc finger protein 1-like. Gene Ontology annotation, biological process: cytoplasmic stress granule disassembly. The record is from RefSeq and is a predicted model, not a curated record. Gene Ontology annotation, cellular component: cytoplasmic stress granule; cytoplasm. NCBI's taxonomy places the organism in Eukaryota, Metazoa, Echinodermata, Asteroidea, Forcipulatida, Asteriidae. The transcript is spliced from 9 exons. Bases 1 to 813 code for a protein of 270 amino acids. Gene Ontology annotation, molecular function: zinc ion binding.